CAAGACAACUGAACGCGACGUUGAAGAAUCAGGCUCCAUCUCAAAUUCAAAACUGAACGCGACGACGACGAGGUUUCCAUGCAAGAAAGAAGGCGAUAAUCAUGAUGCAUGCCGUGCCGCAUAUUGUCUCCAAAUAUUCUCGUUCCUGUACAACGCCUCACAAUUCCCCUUCCUUCAUAUUAGGUCUUUGCCUAUUGUCGCCCUCAGCUCCAGUGCCUUCUGUUGUUACAGCUCUCCCUACGCUCUCUCUUGCACGUCGCGUCCAUUGCUCUUCUACUGCGUUUCGUAAACUCCGCUGCAUCCCGAUCGCUUGUUGUAUUGCCGUAUCAUCCAAUUCUGGCUCAUGUUUUUUCUUAAUGACCGGGCUGGUCGUGAAGACUUGCUGGAAGCUCGUUAAAUGAUCAGCAUUGCAGGGCGGUAGUGAGUUGCAGUGGUUUUGGUGUCCUUGAAUUAUAUGUUUUCACGAAGGUUUUGCAGUGUUCAAAUAAUCGGAGCGCUGUUGUUCGGAUUUGAUUAUUGAGUUUCUGAGAAGUUCUUUCCGAAGCUCUCUUUUUAGUGUUUGGGAAGAUUGAACAAGGUUUUAGGAAGUGAAAGGGUUAGGGUUUCAGGAGGUUUGUGAAGACUUCGCUGUAGUUUAAUGUGCGAUCGAUAUCUGUUGUAGGCUUUGAGAUUGGUGAAGUCAUUGUAUCGGGGAAUUUUAGGGUAGAAAUAUUGGUAGCGACUGUGAAUUCGAGAAUUCCGUCGUUUCUUGCUUCAACGUGAAGAGAAGGUGUUCUCGACUAGCUGCUUUCUUCUGAAGUAAAUGUGCCAGCCGCUGGUUCUGCGUGUGGGUUUCUAUCUCUCAGCAGCAGUGAAUUGAUGAGAGCCCGUAUGGGCAGUGUAGAGUCCUUGUAGAUUGGCGCAGAAUUGAUCAGAGUACCUCGAGAUUAAUAGAACUAAGCAACUACUCCUUACGAUGUUGUCGUUUGCUACUCUACUUCCUAGUCAGAUCGGUUUCUCGAUUGCCAGCCUUAACAAGAACAAUUACAAGUCUAUUGAGUUGGAAUUCCACCAGUUCAUCGAAUAUGGGAUAGAUGGAAGCUUGAUACUGAGGAAUUGCUUGGAGCACGUUAACCUUCAUGGAGGAGAAGUUCACAAUCUUUCUCUAAAAUUAGACCUGCUGGCUAGUAUACUAAAGAUGCUCAUUCACCAGCCGAAUUCGGGAUCAACACUUUGUGAGGCGAUGGGGCACUCAUGCUUGACCGAAGGAUUUCUUGAAAACCUAUGCUGUGCACUGAAAUUCCCCAUUCCCGAGCAGAUUGGACUUGGCCUUGCAUUAACAGAUGCUGAAGAUAUUAUUCUUCAACAAGAGGGCCAGUCUUUCUGUAAAGCGAAGAUCUCAGAGAUUUGCGAGAAUCCAACUUCUGGUUUAACAGAACCGCUUAUUGAAGAAAUCAUUUUCUUCUUGCACCGUAGUGAGGGCUUGGCAAAGCACUUUCAUUCGUUUAUGAGGGCAUUGCAAUCCCUUCAGCCAAACAUUCAGGAGUCUUUGUUGUCGACUGCCCUACUUCAAGCAAAUGUGAAUGAAGUCAAUUGUAUGAGGAGUUUUAGCAGAGUUGGAUCGACUGGGGCAGACACGGCCCUAGAAAUGUGCUCCUUAUUGUCCACUGCAACAAGCGUUGCCGAUGUUAUGGAAGAGUUGGGUUACAGCUGCACUGUAGAUAUUGAUCAUUGUAGAGGAGUUCUUGGCUUGUUUCCCACUCUCACAGAAAUUGAGGUCGCCCGCAUUCUUGGAAUGGUUGCCCGAACCCAUCGUAGGUCAGAAGAUCUGCAAGGCACCCACAGCACGUUUUGCACGGCGCUUUGCAAUGAUGAACAGGUUUCUUCAGACUGGUUGACCACUUGGGACGUGGACGUGCUUGUGGACUCCAUAAAGCAGCUGGCCCCAGGUCUUAGCUGGGAAGUGGUGAUUGAGAAACUGGAUCAUGAAGGUUUUCUAUUACCCGAUCAAAAAGCGUUUUCUCUCUUGUUGAGAAUGUAUGGGAAAGCUUGUCAGGACCCAUUUCCACUAGAAGCAGUAUGUGGACAUGUAUGGCAAAAUGGAGAAGGCCAACUUUCCUUCUUGAAGCAUGCAGUUUCAGCUCCUCCUGAAUUGUUCACAUUUGCUCAUAGUUUAAGAAAGCAGGUCCACCGACAAUCUGCUGCAACGCCGAAUUAUGCUUGGCUGUCUCUUGACUUGCUAGAAAUCCUGUGUGGCCUAGCAGAGUUGGGACAUCUUAGCUCUGUGCGUAGUCUGCUUGAGAUACCUCUUCAGCAAUGUUCAGAACUUUUGAUUUUUGGUUUAGCACAAGUUAAGACAGAGUGGAACAUAAUUCAGGCUGAAAUGCUUCCUUUGCUACUUCCAUCUUAUUUGGCGACCAAUGCCACCAGCAGUGUAGUACAGGAGUUAUGGUUGCUCAACGCAGACUUGGUAAUGAGAACAAUGGUCGAGAUACAUGCUGCUGAUCCUAGUAGCAUCCCAAGAAUAUUAGAUGUUUGUCACGAGCUGAAGGUCUUGGAUAGAGUGCUUGAAUGCACUCCAUUUCCAUUUUCCAUAGAGCUUGCAGCUAUUGCUUCAAGAAGAGAUUUCUUGAACCUGGAGAAGUGGUUGCAAGAUAAUCUCACUAUCCAUCGUGAUUCUUUCUUCCAGGCUUGUGUGAAGUUUUUGAAGGAGAGAACGCUUUUGGAGGCACAAAUGGAUAGACAGAUUUGUGCAGGUGGAAUGGCCAGCCAACGACAAGGACCAGUUGUUAGUCUAGCUUUGGACACGACACAGACGUUUUUCAAGGUUCUUCAUACCAACACAAGCCAGCUUUAUUCUGGUGAGCUAGUUGAGGACUUUGAGCUCGUCAAAGAAGCUGCCACACGUGCAAAUCCGCGAUUAAUGAGUGUGGCUACUUCAGAUCAGCCACAGAUAGAAGCAGGGAGUGAAUACGUUGAUGAGGAGGCGAACUCUUACUUUCAGAGGAUUUAUAUUGGACAAAUUACCAUCGAUGACGUUGUGGAUAUGCUCAAGCGAUUCAACUUGCCUUCCUCUACUUCGAGGGAGAAGGCAAUAUCGGCUUGCAUGGUCCAAAGUUUGUUUGAAGAGUAUCAGUUCUUUCCAAGAUAUCCUGAACGAGAAUUAAGAAUUACUGCAGUUCUUUUUGGUUCACUUGUCAAACAUCAGCUGGUUUCGUCCGUCAUCUUGGGUCAAGCACUGCGGUGUGUCUUGGAUGCCUUGCGAAAGCCUUUGGACUCCAAGAUGCUUUCUUUUGGGACAGUCGCUCUGGGGGAGUUCAAAGAGCGUUUGGCAGAGUGGCCGCAAUACUGCAACCAUGUUCUUCAAAUUCCACAGUUUCGUCAGUCUCAACCUGAACUUGUGAAGUUCAUUCAGCGAGCCUUAAUGCGAGGGGAAGCAAAUCAGCAUGAGAUUGCUGGCAAUGGCAUGUUUCAUACGGACCAGCAAUUUAGUGGUGCAGCCCAAUGUGAUACAAAAUCCUCUCUGAUACUGCUGGAGGGUUUGGAACAAUUUCCAGCUCCUCUUAUUUCCAUGGAGGAGAGAAAAUGUGUGAAUCCUCUACUUCGAACAACAGAUGACGAGGUUCUGGAUCGGGGAUUAAAUGUUGCUCUGGACGGAUCCUUAGUCCUAUCUAUUCCUUCUCCGGCGGUACAAACCGGUCAGGUCAAACUGCAGAAUACAGAAUCAGGAUCACUUGUGUCGCAGCACUUCAGACUGUCAUCGAGCUUGCUCGACGAAAGGGUGAAGAUUGCAUAUUCGUCGAGCUCUGAGUCUGGGAUCAGCAUGCAGCAAACACUGGGGAAUCGAACCUCUGAGCUUGGUACUGGACAGAAGUUGGCCUCUCAGGGUUCGACUUAUUCAGCUUUAUCGAAUGGGCAGUCACCACAACAUCUUCGUUCUAAAGCUGGCGCUGGAACAGGAGUUUUGCGCCAGCCUUCUGCAUCAACUGGGUUUGGUCAUGCUCUAAAUAUUGGUACUCUGGUUGCUGCGGCUGAAACUCGAAAUUCCCCCAUUGAGACGCCAUCAUCUGAGGUUCAAGAUAAAAUUGCUUUCAUCAUGAACAAUAUUUCAAUUACCAACCUGGAUCAGAAGGCCAAAGAGUGCCUAGAAGUUUUGAAGGAUAGUUAUCAUCCUUGGUUUGCUCAAUAUGUGGUGAUGAAAAGAGCAAGCAUAGAACCCAAUUUCCAUGACCUCUACAUCAAGUUUCUGGAUAAAUUGAACUCAAAGGGAUUGCAGAAAGAGGUUUUGAAGGCAUCUUACGAGAACUGCAAGGUCUUGCUCCGCUCAGAGUUGAUCAAAGUGAGUUCUGAGGAGCGUUCACUUCUAAAGAACUUGGGGAGUUGGUUGGGCAAGUUGACUAUUGGCAAAAAUCAGCCUUUGCGAGCACGGGAAGUGGAUCCAAAAUCACUUAUUAUUGAGGCAUAUGAGAAAGGACUGAUGAUUGCAAUUAUUCCUUUCACAUCCAAGGUUCUAGAGCCAUGUCAGGCCAGUCUAGUAUACCAGCCACCAAAUCCAUGGACCAUGGCAAUUUUAGGAUUGCUUUGUGAGAUUUAUGUGAUGCCAAACUUGAAGAUGAAUCUGAAAUUUGAUAUCGAGGUGUUGUUCAAGACUCUCAAUGUGGACAUGAAGGAUGUGAAACCAGCACAAUUAUUGGUAGGUCGGGAAAGAGAUCUUGAAAAUAAUCCGGACUUCUCAAAUAAGGAUUCGACGAACUAUCAAUCCCUUGCACCUGCAGGAGCUGUUCGUGUGCCGGCUGCAGCUCCCCUUCAACCCUCGGAAUUACCUACUGACCAAGCUGCUUCAAUUCCAUGUUUGCCACUUACAACAAAAACAUCUCAGUUGAUUGAUGAAGAGAACAUGAAUCUUAGCGUAGUUGAGAUACCGCAAAGUGCCCAAGGGCAGUCCCAAAUUACUCAAACGCAAUCAGCUAUCUCUGCAGGCCAGGUGGGGAUGUCAAUACCAAAUCUAUCUGCUUAUGUGGUGCUCAAUCCCAAGUUAAUUGGUUUAGUGCAGACGCUUCAGCUCCAAAGAAUUGUUCCCCUCGCCAUGGACCGGGCCAUUCGUGAGACUAUUACACCGGUAGUAGAACGCAGUGUGACUAUUGCUUGCAUGACUACCAGGGAGCUUGUUUUAAAGGAUUUCGCAAUGGAAGCUGAUGAGAAUCACACGCGAAGUUCAGCUGGGCUUAUGGUGGCUAGUUUGGCGGGUAGCUUGGCUCAUGUAACUUGCAAGGAACCUUUACGUGCUGCAAUGGCAAACCACCUUCGAAGUUUGUUGCAAGUGGUGAAUCUCUCGGGAGAUGUACUGGAGCAGGCUGUGAACUUGGUGACUAAUGAUAAUCUUGAUCUAGGAUGUGCAGUCAUUGAAAAAUCUGCAACAGAGAAGGCUCAGAGGGAUCUAGCAGGUGCAAUCGGACCAGCACUUACUGUUCGAAGGAACAAGAGAGAUGGUAGUAAUGCAGCUUAUUAUGAUGCCGCUUUCUACUCGGGUCCAAUCUUGUCCCCAUUGCCAGAGAUUCUCCGACCAAAACGAGGAAAGCUGUCAAGUGCACAACAACGUGUGUAUGAGGAUUUUGCACGUCUGCCUUGGCAAAACCAACCUAGCCAAUCUGUACCUACUCUGGCCGGACAUCCAUUGGGAUCCAGCGUUCCCACAUAUGCACCCAACGCGAGUGGUCAGGCGAAUGGAUCUACUCAUAAUCAUGGUCAUUGUCAGGCAGCAAUUGUAAAUGGUGGAUUACACCAAGCCUCCGAGUCAGGAGCUGAUGAUCUCGAACUUCGCGGUCAGAUACCUUUGAGCUUCCCGUCACCUGGAUCAGUCAGCAAAGCAGAUAGAUCAACUCUGCAAAACCGUGAGACCAACUUGGUGUCGCCGCAAUUCUCCGUCAAUACUGCAUCAUCCCUCGACAUAAAUGGUGGAAAUGAUCCUGCGGUGUUCAAGGGCUCAACGCAUACAGCAAACUUUUCUCCUCAACCACCUUUACCUACAGAGCAGUUGGGACCAACGGUGAUCGAGAACUCUCUGACCACUGGGGAAGUGAUGGAGAAGUAUCAUCUGGUUGCCCAGAAGCUUGAAACUGCACUGUCGAAAAUGACUACCAUGAGCUAUGGAGCCCUACCUCCUGAGCAUGAAGUCUGGGUUAUUGUGAAUGAAUUACAAGAAAUCAUCACCCAGGGUAUCAGUAGAGAUGAGGCAGCUUUGGUCAUCGCUCAAAAGAUUUUUCAACGCUUAUAUGAACAUUCUACCAGUCAUUUGCACGUUUUAGUGCAUUUAACAAUUCUUGAAGCAAUUCGAGAUGUCUGCAAACGUGUUGGGAAGGAACUGACUAGUUGGGUUAUAUAUUCGGAUGAAGAAAGGCGAUAUAAUAGAGAAAUAACUGUUGGUUUAAUUCGAUCUGAGCUUAUCAAUCUAUCAGACUACAAUGUUCAACUUACCAAGUUGAUGGACGGUGGCCGCAACAAAGAUGCAGUGGAUUUUGCUGCUUAUUUAGUCAAGACUUGUGUAAUUGAAGACUCUGGUGUAAGCAACACCGAAUUUUAUAAUGUUAUUGAUGCCUUGGGCAAGCUAGCAGCUCGGCCAGAUUCUCCAGUAUCUUUACAGCAGUUGGUUGAUGUUGCUCGGACUACCUCUAGCAGUGGUAGACCAGGAGGCACUGGUUUCAAUAAGGAGGAUAAGAUCAGGCUUGCUAAAGACAGAAAGGUUCCCUCGGGUCGAACUUCCGGUCUUAGAGAGGAUGGAAAUGUUGGAACUCGAGACAUAGCUGCUGGAGAUCCUGCUGGACUUCGAGAUCAAGUGGCCAGCUUGUUUGAUGAAUGGGCGAGCAUUUGUGACGCUCCAGGAACAAGUGACAAGGCAUAUGCUGUCUACGUGUCACACCUUCAACAUUCUGGAAUGCUCAAAGGAGAUGAUAUCUCUGACAGAUUUUUCCGUAUAUUAAUUGAACUUGCUGUGGCUCACUGUUUAAACUCGGAGACAGUGCUACCCAACUCAGGACUCUUCGACUCAAGCCAGCAAGAAUCAAAUCUUUCGUUUGCGGCUAUUGACAUGUUUGCUAAGCUCGUCUUGUUACUCGUCAAGUACUAUGUGGAUCCAUCUAUGAGUAAGGUCAACCUUCUGAACAAGGUCAUGGUUGUCACGGUGCGUGUGAUUCAAAGAGACUUCCAUGAGAGGAGGGCAAACUUUCAACCUCGGCCAUAUUUUCGGCUGUUUGUUACAUGGCUCCAGGACUUAAACGCUGCGGACCCUAUUCUUGACUCAAGCAAUUUCCAGGUUCUCACUAUAUUUGGAACCGCUCUUCUGGCCCUUCAACCCCUCCAAGUACCCGGUUGGAGCUUUGCAUGGCUGGAGCUCAUAAGUCACCGAAUGUUCAUGCCGAAUUUGUUAUUAAGCAACUCCCCGAAGGGGUGGCCUCUUUUUCAGCGUUUGUUGGUGGCUCUUUUCAAGUUUAUGGAGCCGUACUUACGCAAUGCUGAUGUCAGUGAUCCCAUAAGGCUAUUAUACAAGGGCACACUUCGGGUAUUACUUGUGUUACUGCAUGACUUUCCAGAAUUCUUGUGCGACAAUCACUUCACCUUCUGUGAUGUGAUUCCCCCAUCCUGUAUUCAGAUGCGCAAUCUAAUUCUUAGCGCUUUUCCACGCAACAUGCGACUUCCUGAUCCUUUUACACCUAAUUUGAAGGUGGACUUGCUUCCAGAAAUUAGUCAGGCUCCGCACAUUCUCUAUGACGUUGAGCCUGCUUUAAAGAGCAAACAAUUGAAGGCAGAAGUGGAUGAAUAUCUCAAGACAAGAAAUUCUCAAUCUUUCCAGUCUCUAGAUAUUAAGGGGCAAUUGAUAUUACCUGCAAGUGAGGUUGUUCCUUAUGGUACAAAAUAUAAUGUGCCUCUUCUGAAUGCCCUGGUGCUGUACAUUGGCAUGCAGGCAAUACAGCAGAUGCAGACCAAAAUUACACCUCAACAAUUGGCAAUUCCAACUGCACCUAUAACCCAAAGUGCACCCAUGGAUAUUUUUCAGCGCCUCAUUAUUGAUUUGGAUACUGAAGGACGAUACCUUUUCCUUAAUGCUGUCGCUAACCAACUUCGCUACCCUAACAAUCAUACGCAUUAUUUUUCAUGCGUUUUACUUUAUCUCUUUGCAGAGGCUAAUAUGGAAAUUAUUCAAGAGCAAAUCACCAGGGUGUUGCUUGAAAGGCUCAUUGUGAAUAGACCACAUCCUUGGGGUCUGCUGAUCACCUUCAUAGAACUUAUCAAGAACCCUCGAUACAAUUUCUGGAGCCAUAGUUUCACGCGCUGCGCCCCUGAAAUAGAGAAGCUAUUUGAGUCAGUAGCUCGGUCUUGCAUGGGUCCUUCAUUGAAGCCCUCUGAUGAUGAUCUUGCAGCAACCCUAGGAGCUGAAGGUUUGAAGAACUGAACUGCAGCCUAAGGCUACUAUGUUCUGUUAUCUGUACUAUAAAUUGUAAAUAGAUAAAUUGUAGCGAGAGGUGAAACAAUAAUGGCACCAACGCUCUGUUCAGGAGAGUUGUAUAAUGCAACCCCAUUUUUCUGCUCUCGAGUCA
This is a messenger RNA of Physcomitrium patens, 8570 nucleotides long. RefSeq lists its product as uncharacterized. Gene Ontology annotation, biological process: negative regulation of translation; nuclear-transcribed mRNA catabolic process, deadenylation-dependent decay. Gene Ontology annotation, cellular component: P-body; CCR4-NOT core complex. Gene Ontology annotation, molecular function: molecular adaptor activity. The record is from RefSeq and is a predicted model, not a curated record. Lineage: Eukaryota; Viridiplantae; Streptophyta; Bryopsida; Funariales; Funariaceae.